UGAUAAUAUAGUAUAAAAAAUAAAAAUGUCAGGAAAAACAAGAGAUUACUUUGGAACUUUGAAAUCAGUAUAUAGAUGUGUAAUAAUAGGCUGGAAGAACAGUGUUGAAAGAAGAUAGUGCUGGAGAUUGUAUAUAGCCAAUUCAAAAUUAAGUAAUGAUAGUCAGUUACGUAGGUAUUAGAGACUCCUCCUCAUAUAAAAAAAUAUAGAAAAUCUUAUAAGCAUUAAUAUGGUUGUUAAAUAGUAAUUUUGAUAUUAAAUUUUAGUUACAUCCUGGACUGGUAGAUGCACCAAAACCAUAAGGGAAUUGGAUUUAUGGAAAAAAGACAGAUUUAUCAGAUAAAGCUGGAGAAUUAUUUAAAUAAAAGCCAGAAGGAAUAAGAGAAUUAAUAAAUGAAAUAAAUGAAUAAAAAUAUGCAUCUCAUAUAAAAGAACCAUUAGGUACAAUGCCUUCAAGAAAUUAUAAUUGGCCUGAAGAAGCAAAGUCUGAUGGAUUUGCUUUUGGACAAAAGAUUCCACCUUCAGAAUAUACGGCAAAGGAGGUUGUAUUUCCACCAGAUGCUAAAAGAGAUGAGGAUAGAAUAAGAUUAAUGUAUUUAAAAAGUCAUGGAAAUUUUGAAGCUGGGGAAUAAAAAAACAGAGAAUAUAAUUGGAAUAUAAAUCCUAAUGAUUUUAGAUUUGGUAAGAAAGAAGAUAGAGAAUAAUAAUAGAUGAAGAAAAUAUUAUAACAUGAAUUAACUUAAAAUUAAUAUCCUAAAACAACUAUAAUAUAAAAGAAUUAAGAAGAUUGGAAGAAUUAUAAUGAAGAUCCAUUAGGUAAACCAAAAAACUUAGCAUAAUUAAAUCCAAGAAUGCCGUAAAUAUUUGGAGAGAUGAAAAAAGUUGAAUAGUGGACAGCUGGAUAAUGUAUAAAUGGUUAGCCUACUCAAAAGGAAGUUUAACAUGAUAUAGAUUUAGGAAAAGCAACUAAAUUUGGGUUUAGAAAUUAACCAAAACCAGGAGAUGAAACUAGAGCUUUUGGUGUACCUGCAAUAAGAAAUGAUAUAAUAAAAAAGGGAAUGAAAUCAGUAGCAGAUCCAUAGAAUUAUGGUGAUGAAGUACCUGCUGUUGCUUUACUAUUUCCUGAAAAAUUCUCACAUAUGGGAUUAUCAGAAUAAGAUUUUUUGAGAUUAAGAUGUAAAUAAGAAAUUAAAGACAUUUUUGAAUCUAUAGGUAUUAAAUAUGGGAUUGGCAAAUUUGAAGGCGUAUUUAGAAGGGCAAAAGAGAUAGUAAUUUAUUUAAAAUAAAUUAAAAGCAAAAUGCGUAUGAUGAGAAAGUAUCCGUAAAAGCAUUUUAAUUAGCAGUAUAAGAGAUGCAUUAUAUUGAUUGA
Molecule: messenger RNA, 1369 nt
Organism: Paramecium sonneborni
Lineage: Eukaryota; Ciliophora; Oligohymenophorea; Peniculida; Parameciidae
Source: the annotation of a GenBank genome assembly